Penicillium digitatum Pd1 is the source of this 2553-nucleotide messenger RNA. RefSeq names its product Alkaline phosphatase-like, alpha/beta/alpha. NCBI's taxonomy places the organism in Eukaryota, Fungi, Ascomycota, Eurotiomycetes, Eurotiales, Aspergillaceae. The record is from RefSeq and is a predicted model, not a curated record.
AUGAUCAUCGCACGCCAGUCCUUUAUCAGGCCCUUCAUUGUAUCACUGCUGGUUGUGUCAGUGAUAUCCUCCAAAGUGCUUCAUCUCCUACAACAUGCCUCUUCUCUCCCUGGUGGUCAAUUUGCGCUCUACUUUCCAACCAUCUUCAUUUUUGAGACUCUUCUGUGUAUAGUCGCGUGGGGGUUGCUAUUCAAAUCCACGGGAGUCAAGUCCCUCUUAGGCACUGCGGUGACAGUGGCCAUAACAUCUCUGAGCUUCAUCUUGGCCUCAUCUCAGAUCGGGUUCUAUUUUGUGACUGGCAGUGAAAUCCGCUGGGAUGCAGCUACGGCCGUGGGAAAUGACCCAGAAGGGAGAAAGCUGAUGCUUAGCGGACUGAGAUCAUUUCUCGGGGCUGCUUGCGCCCUUCUUGUCGUCUCCUGGCUACUCAAAUAUUGCAUAUACACUCUCAUGGGCCAUUGGCUAUCUGCACUAUUUAGCGCACAAACCGAAAAGACGGACGAAGAAGGAAUCGUGAUCAGUCCUCAGAGAAAGUCGCGGGCAGCACGACUUGCCAAAUUUUGGACAGUAUGCGCCACGGUAGUCGUUGGAUUCUUGCGCUUGACUCGGCCUCAAGUGCCUUAUAACCAUCUGUCUGAAACUAUCCCAUUUAGCUUUUUCCGGGCUUUGAGUUCGAAACCUACUGAGCUACAUCAGACUGGAGAUCAAUCAUUUCCACUUCCGGAUCUGAUUGAUGAGCCACACUGGGAAGGUCCACAUGAUCACUUCAAGGGCUGGACCCCAGGAAAGCCACAUCCCAACGCCAAAAAGAACAUACCAGCAUGGGCCUUGGGGGAUUUACCACCAGGGUUCGAGCGGUGGAGCGAUAAAGAGUCUGGUGGAGAUGAAGGAGAAACUGGUAUUCUGGGUGGAAACACGACCUAUAAGAGAAACUUCUAUAGCCCUAUGGACGAUCCUCUCCGAAUCACCAAUCUCGACCAUGAAAUACUUGAGCCCAUAGCUCGGGCUCUCAAGAAUCACGAAGUUCCUAUCACACACGUUGUGCUUGUGUUGAUGGAAAGUGCUCGGAAAGACAUAUUCCCCUUCAAGGCAGGCUCACACUUGCACGAGGAGAUUUUAUCGUCCUACAAUACCCAAGACCCUGAAGUACUCCAGGCAGUCAAUGCCAGGUUAUCAAAUUUGACACCCAAUGCAGAGAAAUUGACCGGAGAGACGAGUGGACUUUUCUCAAAUGCCAUAUCUUCUAGCCCCUCUAGUGGUGGAUGGAACGACACAACAGAACCAGGAAUGGGCGGCAUCAAUUUUAACGGCAUCCUCACUGGUAGCAGUCUAUCGUUCAAAAGCGCAGUCAUGAACUACUGCGGUGCGGGUCCACUGCCGGUGAACUUCAUGGAUGAGGUCAAGUCCCAGAAUUAUCAGCCAUGCAUCAUGCAGAUCUUCGAAUUGUUCAACCAACUCAAGGAUAGCUCCACCAAGAAAGAGAAAUUGAUUCACAAGCCUGGCACUGGACUUGACCACAUUCUUGAUCGAAAGUGGAGCUCUGUGUUCUUGCAGUCCAUCACAGGACUGUACGACGAGCAAGAUAAGCUUAACAACCAGAUGGGCUUUCAAAAAUCCAUCUAUCGCGAACAAAUUGGCCAGCAAAGUGCUAAGUAUCAUCACAAAGACAUGGAGGAGAUCAAUUACUUUGGAUAUCCGGAAUACGAGAUAUACCCAUACCUGCGAGAUGUGGUGAACAAUUCAAUCAAGAAUAACGAAAGACUUUUCCUGUCUCAUUUCACGAGCACAACCCAUCACCCAUGGGGCACGCCCGCGGCAUAUCAGGAAGAGCAAUACUUUUCUGGAGACGGUCUCAUGACGAAGCAUGAGGACAUCAACAAGUAUCUGAACGCGGCCCGAUAUGUCGACACAUGGCUUGGCGAGAUGAUGAAGGUCCUUGACGAAGCCGGGAUUGCCAACGAGACUUUAGUCGUAUUCGUGGGAGAUCAUGGCCAGGCGUUUCCCGAAGACGCACCAGUCUCCGGCACAUAUGAGAAUGGGCAUAUCAGUAAUUUCCGUAUUCCCCUUGUCUUCCGACACCCGCUAUUGCCCGCACUGCAAAUCACAGCAAAUGCAACCUCGAUGUCCGUUGUCCCAACCAUUCUCGAUCUACUCGUGAACUCGGGCUCACUGAACGAGAUGGACUCCAAUGCAGCUUUGGACCUGAUGAAUGAAUACGAAGGACAAUCACUGGUGCGCCCGUACCAAGCUACCCACAAUGGCCGACAGGCAUGGAAUUUUGGCAUUAUCAAUCCCGGUGGUACAAUGCUCAGCGUUGGGUCUGCGGCAGUCCCAUAUCGACUAAUAUUGCCGCUCACGGAGGACUUUGAGUUCGUUUUCUCCGAUCUAGACAUCGACCCGAACGAGCUAAGUCUACUGCGUGGGUGGUCCCUCGAGGAGUUGAUCGGCCGUGUGCAAAGGAAACAUGGAGACAAAGCCGGGAAGUGGCUGAUAGACGCGGAGAAAGUAGGAAAAUGGUGGAUUGAUGAGAAGAAAAGGCUAUGGAAUUACCAAUGA